This is a messenger RNA of Zonotrichia leucophrys gambelii, 1264 nucleotides long. It is a transcript of the gene MED20, whose product is annotated as mediator complex subunit 20. Gene Ontology annotation, cellular component: mediator complex. The transcript is spliced from 5 exons. The record is from RefSeq and is a predicted model, not a curated record. The coding region runs from base 108 to 743 and encodes 211 amino acids. Gene Ontology annotation, molecular function: transcription coactivator activity. NCBI's taxonomy places the organism in Eukaryota, Metazoa, Chordata, Aves, Passeriformes, Passerellidae. Gene Ontology annotation, biological process: regulation of transcription by RNA polymerase II.
UUGGGCAUCGCGGCGGCACCGGGCACAGCGGAGCGGCACACGCGGGAUCUGCCCCCGCCUCUUCCGGGGCCACCGGCACCGCCCGUUCCGGUGGCGGCAGCGGCACCAUGGGGGUCACCUGCGUGUCGCAGGUGCCGGUGGCCGAGGGCAAGAGCGUGCAGCAGACGGUGGAGCUGCUGGCGCGGCGGCUGGAGGCGCUGGGCGCGGACAAGCAGGGCACGUUCGGCGUGGACUGCGAGACCUAUCACACCGCGGCCACCCUCGGCACGCAGGGGCAGACAGGGAAGCUCAUGUACGUCAUGCACAACUCCGAGUACCCGCUGAGCUGCUUCGCCCUCUUCGAGAACGGGCCCUGCCUGGUGGCCGAUGCCAACUUUGACACCCUCAUGGUGAAGCUCAAGGGCUUCUUCCAGAACGCCAAGGCCAACAAGAUCGAGAGCCGCGGCACCCGCUACCAGUACUGCGACUUCCUGGUGAAGCUGGGCACGGUCACCAUGGGCCCCAGCGCCAGGGGCAUCUCCGUGGAGGUGGAAUACUGCCCCUGUGUGAUCGCCAACGACUGCUGGAACCUGCUGAUGGAGUUCAUGCAGAGCUUCAUGGGCAGCCACACGCCCGGCAUCCCGUCGGUGUUCGGCUCCAAGCACGACAGCGCCUACAGCCCCGGGGACACCAUGGUGCAGUACAUGGAGCUCUUCAACAAGAUCCGCAAGCAGCAGCAGGUGCCCGUGGCUGGCAUCAGGUGAUGGAAAUAUCAAAAUCUGCUGCCUCCCUUGGAUCCAUUGGUUCUGCGGUUUUGUGGACAGUGUUUGGACAGUGAGAGGAGAAAUUCCAGAAAAUUACAGACAUCUCUUAAAUUUCUAUUAUUUUUUUAUAUCCACGUUGGUGUUUUGUUGUAUUUCAUCCCAAUAAAAGGAAGGGUUUUGGGAGGAGGAGUUGUCCCUGCACAGUGAGGUUUGUGCUGUAAAUUUCCAAUCUUUUUUGGAUUUAAUAAAUUUAAUCAGCACAGGGCCCAGAAAGAGAUGGUUCAUGAGCCAUAAAAAAUGGCACAAUGUCCCCUAAGUGAGGUAAAAAUUCCAACAUGCUGAAUACACUGAAUUUUUUGCAGCUCUUAGCCCCAAGUUCACGACUGUUCAGUGGUGAAAAUUCACUGUCCUGAACUGGGAGAACUUUAAGAAACAAACUGGGAUUUUUAGGGAUUGUUAUCCCUGUCCUGUUUCCCAUUACAAACCUUAAAGUUUAAAAUAAAAAAAUCCCUGUUAAUGAG